AUGGAAGAAUGGGAGAAGGGUUUGGCAAGGGGCCAGGGAGAUGUUGACUUGGCAGAGAGAAGCAUCCAUUCAGACUUUCUGAACACAAAAGUAAUUAAGGCUCUAGCUAAUGGUGGCCCAUACCUUGACUUCAUCAUUGGACACAGUUGGGGCCACCGGAUGAAACGGCAGAUUGAUGUCUGGGGGAGCUGGGGUGAAUGGAGCAAGUGCAGUCGGAGCUGUGGCGGUGGAGUCAGCUUUCGGCAGCGGCGCUGCUAUUCCCAAAGGACAGAAGGUGCUUCCAGUUGUGUUGGACCAACUCGAAGCUAUCAGUCGUGCAACAUUCAGAGCUGCCCGGAAGGCUCCCGGGAUUUCCGGGCAGAGCAAUGUGCAGAGUUCGAUGGGACAGAAUUCCAAGGAAAGAAAUACAAGUGGCUUCCAUAUUAUGGAGCGCCUAAUAAGUGUGAGUUAAACUGUAUUCCCAAGGGGGAAAACUUCUACUACAGGCACAAGGAAGCAGUGGUAGAUGGGACUACCUGUGAGCCUGGCAAGCGGGAUAUCUGUGUAGAGGGAGCUUGUCAGGCCGUUGGCUGUGAUAACAUGCUGGAAUCUGCCAAGAAGGAGGACAAGUGCCUGCAGUGUGGAGGAGAUGGCAGCACCUGCUAUGGUGUGAAGGGCACUUUUGAUGUCCCCAACCUCCCCAAAGGGUACAAUCAAAUCUUCAUCAUCCCUGUGGGAGCCACAAGCAUCCGAAUUAAGGAGGUUAUGCCCAGCAGGAACUUUCUAGCUGUCAAGAACGUGCGAGGGGAGUACUACCUGAACGGGCACUGGACGAUUGACUUCAGCCGAGCACUGCAUGCAGCUAGCACGGUUAUGCACUACGACCGUGGCUCGGAGGGUGAUCUGGCCCCAGAGCUCCUCCAUGCCCGGGGCCCCACCACGGAACCCCUCGUCAUUGAGCUCAUCAGCCAGGAGCCAAACCCAGGGGUACAGUACGAGUACUACCUGCCCGUGCAAGGACAGGCCUCGGGCUACAGCUGGAGCUACGGUUCCUGGAGCGAGUGCAGCUCCGAGUGUGGAGGAGGUUUCCAGUCCCGCUUGGUGUUUUGUACCAUAGACAAUGAAAUUUAUCCAGACUAUAUGUGCAGGAAUAAGCCACAACCAGACAAUAACCGGACAUGUGGCCGUCAGACUUGUCCCCAGACAAAACGGACUUCUUACGUCUAUCUGCCGCAAGCCUGGAGUCACAGUGGAGCACGGAGCUCUCAGAUGAAGAGGUGGAAAACGGGGGAGUGGGGAUCCUGCUCAGCUACCUGUGGUGGGGGCACCCAGACUCGCUCCGUUUACUGUGUGGCAUUCGACGGUCAGAGCUCCCAAGGGGUGGUGGAUAACGCCGAGUGCAUGGCCUUCGCACAGCAGCCUCGCAGCAGUCAGCCCUGCAACGUGAGGCAGUGCGCGACCUGGAGCACCGGGCCCUGGUCCGAGUGCUCAGCCAGCUGUGGGGAGGGGGUCCAGACUCGGACCGUCACGUGCAGAACACAGCAGGGCUCUCCGGCUCAGGACUUUGCUUGCCUCAUGGAGCCAAAGCCAUCGGCCACCCAGCCCUGCCUUAAGGAGAACUGCAUCCAGGAAAUCGGCUGGCACGUUGGAGACUGGGGCCUGUGUUCGAAGAGCUGCAAUUCAGGCAUCCGGACACGCCAAGUCAUCUGUGCUGACGGCGACUCCAAAUUCUACAGUCCCGAGACAUGCAAAGCCAUCCAGCCACAGAAACCAGCCACCCUGGGUAGCUGCAACAUGCAGCCCUGCUACCUGCCACAGCAGGUCCCAAGUAUGCAGGACAGUAUGGGAUACGAUGUCACUCGCCAGUCCUCACUGACACGUUACAGCCCAAACAGCCCUGUCACAGAUUCUGGUGAUGAAAGGAUGCUCCCUGGGAGCUCCACGAUCCAUAGUGCCUCUGGGAAUCACCACAUCCCAUCCACCAAGAACCGUGGCAUCAACUUGUUGCCUGUUCGCUGGGAAUCCCAGCCACACUCGUCAGGUUCCCAUCAGCUCAGCUUCUCUCAGGACCCCACUGUAGGGCCUGGCUCUCAAGACUGUCAUCGGAGCCCACACGGCUGCUGUCCAGAUGGGCACACUCCAGCUUCAGGCCCUCUGGGGAGAGGUUGCCCCUUCAGCACUUGUCAACGAAACAGGUAUGGAUGCUGUCCUGACGGAGUAUCGGCUGCCCAGGGUCCAAACAACAUGGGAUGCCCACAAUACUACCAUGACGUGCAAGUGAGCAGGAAUCAGCCCACUGCAGCUGCCCCAACAGCAAGCCAAGCCUUGUCCCAGCAGCACCCCUCGGGCGAGUGCCGCAGUUCCAUGUACGGCUGCUGUUUUGACAAUGUCGCUUCAGCUUCAGGUCCUCAAGGGGAAGGAUGUCUCAAUAGGCCCAACUACCCAUAUCCUGUCCUAUGCCUGCUGCCCAGUGCCCAUGGACCCUGCACAAACUGGACCACUCGCUGGUACUUCGUGACUGUCGUUGGCAAGUGCAACCGGUUUUGGUACGGCGGCUGUCAUGGCAAUAAAAACAGCUUUGGCUCAGAGGAGGAGUGCAUGAGAGCAUGCCACAGCUCCGGCGGGGUCAGUCCUCUGGAGCACCACCCCUCUUCUGGCACAGGAACCCUGCAAGGCCAGCACGCUGGCUCCCGCUCUCGCACAGGGGAUGCUCAGGGUCAGCAGCAGCCACCCCCGAGAGAGUCUGCAAGUCGCAACCAAGAAGGAAGAGCCUAUGGGGCUUCACGCCCCACGCAAGACAGCCACAGACAGGACAGCUGGAGAAGUGAGGUGCUGCCAGAGUCUUUGCCAAGGACCAGCGUGCUGGAGAGCCAGCGCCGGGGCACCCAACAAAGCAGACUGGGCAGCCUGAGCCAGCCGCACUUGCAGGAAGCAGCAGUGCCCGGGCCCUCGGGGAGGCAGAGCAGCAGUGGCCAGCAGGUCCUGCCCCGCGAAGGCAAGCAGUGGCAUAAGGCCUUGGGAGCAGAUGUUUCCAUGACGGAGGGAUUUGGGCACCAGGUGUCUGCAGACUUGUUCCCAGCGCGGGCUCUGCACAGAGCCAUCCUGGAGGAAGCCAAGCCCUCUUUUGUGACAGCAGUUGUGGGACAAAACAUCCAGCUGGUCUGCAAGACGGGCAUGUCCCCCUUCUCCAGAGUGGAGUGGAUGAGGGAUGGCCGACCGGUCUCCUCUGACAGGCACACCUACCAGUCCGACAGCUCCUUAGUGAUCAGCCACGCCAAGCCGGAGGACGCCGGGACUUACACUUGCCUCAUUUCUGACGGGAGGACAGAGAGACGACAGAUUCAGUUACAGAUCAUAGAGUACCAGAGUAUGGCUCUGGCAGAGGGUGAGAGAGGUCGGGUCCUUCACAAGGAAAACCAGCAGCAUGGAGAGAUAUCCAGAGGCAGGAAGGUUGUACAGGCAGCCGGUUCCUCUGUGCAUCAGCAAUUCACGUACAGGUUGAGAAUGGAUAAGAGCGAGCCCUCAGUAGUGGAGGCCAACGUCGGGGAGCGAGUCAGACUGCCCUGCACAGUGGAAGCAUCGCCGGCUCUCACCAUUGAGUGGCAGAAAGACGGGCAGCCCCUCUCCUCUCCCAGACACAGGCAGCAGUCAGACGGGGCCCUGGUUAUCAGCCGGGUCAGCUCUGAAGACGUUGGCUUCUUCACCUGCAUUGCCUCGAAUGGACGUGACCAGGACCGGCGCCAGGUCCUAUUCCGACCUCUAGGAGAGCUGAGGAUCACUGGUCUUCUGCCAAGCAUCACGGUACCUGAGGGAGGGACUGCUCAACUUCAUUGUACAGUGACUGGCAACAAUGUGAAUAUAAGGUGGUCAAGGAAUGGAGUCCCCAUGCGGGCAGAUGGCCACCACAUCCACCUGUCCCAGGAUGGAAGCCUGAUCAUAAGCAACGUUCAAGAGGCUGAUGAGGGAUCCUACACGUGCAGCGCCUACAGCAGCAGCAGCUCGGUCAGUGCCAGCACGGAGGUGAAAGUGCUGAGGAGCAGGCCCAGCGCUACUGUGAAUCACGUUGUGGACCCCAGCAGAGAGUGCGUGGACCAGCCGCACCUCGCCAACUGUGAGCUGAUCCUGCAGGCCCAGCUCUGCCGCAGCGAAUACUACUCCAGCUUCUGCUGCGCCAGCUGCUCGCGCCACCAACCGCAGGCCAGCCCGCCUCGUCACCGCGGGUGA
Messenger RNA from Phaethon lepturus (White-tailed tropicbird), 4203 nucleotides. It is a transcript of the gene PAPLN, whose product is annotated as papilin, proteoglycan-like sulfated glycoprotein. The record is from RefSeq and is a predicted model, not a curated record. Gene Ontology annotation, cellular component: extracellular matrix. Gene Ontology annotation, biological process: extracellular matrix organization. NCBI's taxonomy places the organism in Eukaryota, Metazoa, Chordata, Aves, Phaethontiformes, Phaethontidae. Gene Ontology annotation, molecular function: metalloendopeptidase activity; serine-type endopeptidase inhibitor activity. The transcript has 28 exons. The coding region runs from base 1 to 4203 and encodes 1400 amino acids.